This is a messenger RNA of Lagopus muta (rock ptarmigan), 4542 nucleotides long. RefSeq names its product coiled-coil domain containing 96 (gene CFAP184). The record is from RefSeq and is a predicted model, not a curated record. Gene Ontology annotation, cellular component: ciliary basal body; axoneme. The transcript is spliced from 2 exons. Bases 10 to 1209 code for a protein of 399 amino acids. Gene Ontology annotation, biological process: cilium assembly. NCBI's taxonomy places the organism in Eukaryota, Metazoa, Chordata, Aves, Galliformes, Phasianidae.
GGCGGCGGCAUGGAGGCGGCGGAGGAACCCGGGGCGGAGGAGCGAGAGGGGAGCGGGGAUAACGACGUCCCCGAGAGCGACGCGCUGAGCGCGGGGAGCGAGGAGUCCGAGGGCCCGGCGGAGCCUCCGGAGCCCGAAGGAACCGCGCCGGGCACAGGGGAGGAGGAGAGCGGCGCGGAGGAAUCCAACGCCGGCGGGGAGCCGGAACCCACGGCCGGCGGCGAAGCCCAGGAGGCGGAGGAGACGGAGCGCGCGGCGCUGCUGGCCGAGUACCGGGCGCUGGAGGCCGAGCGGCAGCGCCUGCACCAGGCGGACGGCCGCCUGCAGCUCCUGCUGGGAGACGCGCUGCGGCCGCAGCGGGGCGAGCGGCGUGCGGACGAGGCGGGCGGGCAGGAGCUGUUCGCCCGGCGGCUGCGGGAGCUGCAAGAGCUGUGGCGGCGGCGGGAGCGGGAGGCCGAGAGCUGGCAGAGGCGGGUGGACGCCCGGCGGAGGGACCGCGCGGAGAGCGAGGCCAGGGCCAGUGCCGCUUGGGCCGCCUUCCAGGCGCGGAAGAAGGCCGUGGCCGUGCAGACCCUCUCGCGGCGGCGGGGCGGCAGGGAGGCGGCGCUCAGGGCGGUGGGCGACAUCCAGGCCCGGGAGCAGGACAAGGAGAUCUCCGUGCGAGAGGCCCGGCUGGAAAACAUCAAGGUGAAGCUUGAGGUCCGAAACCUGGAGAGCGUCCUGAGAGCCCACGGAGAAACGCUGAAAGGCCGCCACUUCGCUGAGAUCAGUCACAUGAAGAAAGAGAACCAGAAGCUCAACGAAAAGCUGGACGGCCUCAACGACGAGGUCCUGAAGCUGAAAAAGAAGGUCGCUAAUGCAGAACGGAUCCUCGGCCACGUCAGGGAGAAACUGCAGUUUGUGGAAGCUGAGAACCGAGGCCGGAAGGCUGAGCUGAGAGACGUCAUGAGCAUCCUGCUGCAGAAGAGGGACGCCCUGAGCAAGAGCAAGCAGGUCAGAGACAGGCUGAGGGCACGCAACGUGAAACUGCAGCAGCAACGCGGGCUGCUUGGAGAGGAGAUGCUGCUGCGGGACUUUGAGGAGAAAGUGAAUGCCGUGGAGUUGUUACAACAGCAGCUGCAAGUGCUGAAACGUCACCACGCCGAACUGAUCCUCAAACAGAGGGAAAUUCAGGAAAAGAUGAGGGAAGCCAAUUCAUUUCUACCUUGAGGAUGAAAAUAAAGCACUGAAAAGAUACAAACUACAGAGUUGUCCGUACCGCUCAUUUCUUAACACGCUUCUUUUUGAGGAAGGUAUUACAUGUGUGCUCCUGGAAAAGACUUCUGUAUGAUGUAUCAGUGUGAUGCAUUAGGAGAUCACUGUACCCAUUUCUGAAUGAAGCCACCUACAUGUACCUCCUAUUUAAAGCAGUGCACAAGAGCACAGCCCAAAGCCUACACUUCUGGAAAACCAUCUCAAACGCUGAGUCCUGCGAGGCCAUGGCAGUGUUGUUUAAGCAGAGCACCCAGAGCUCUAAUUCAUACCUUGAUCCUGGCAACCUCCUUCCCGGUUCUUACAAUUCAGUAACAACUUCAUCUGUACAACCACCACCUGUGCCUUCCAGACAGGUCCUAGGAGAUAAGAAUUAACUCUAGGGGUUAAGGUUCAUAGAUGUGGCUGAGGGCUGAGGAGGAACAAGAGGUAUUCACAGCAAACCCGACUUGCAUACAGCCAACUUACUACAGAAGCUCAAUCCCUCACUCAUUCUGUCAACAGAACUGGCUGCAAGAUCUGUUUUGUUGGUGUACAAGACAAAAGGUUUACUACUUCAAAUACAUAUGUUAAACUUCUCAUCCCAAUCUAGAGCUUUAAUACUUUUGUCUUUUAGCAGGCUCUACGUGGUGUGUGAUGAGGUACAGAGUAGCAUCAGCCCACCACAGCUUCAGCCCCUUUGCACUGUUCAAGGACAGUGUGUGAGAAUUCUCGAACACAGAAAAAAGGGGGGAGGGAGGAAUUGUUACAAGGGAUAAUCAUACAGCUCAGCUUCACCAGACAGGAAGCAGCUUCCACUUUCAAAACAACGUAUUCUUCAAAUUCCCACACAGCUCACAGAAAAAGAGGCAAUGUGACAGAUCUACACCCACAGCUCUCAAUGCUGCUAGAGUAGCAUCAUUGCUGACAAAGGCAUGGGAUGCUGAUGUCAUGAUACAGAAACAAUUGUGUCCUACUAAGUGCAAUGUAUCUCCAGUAGCUCACAACCUCUAUUCAUGAAAACAGACUGCACAAGCAAUAACUUCACAACAUACCAGUAAAUGCACCUCUGGCUGCUGCUGGACUGUGAAAACAGACAAGUGCCAACCACUUAUGCUUAUCAUGGACCAAGACAUUGUAAGUCAGGACUUCCACCACGACCCAUGUAACCAGAUGUGAGAUUUUCUCUCGAUCCAAGAGUGGUUUCUGCACAGUCGAGAGAGAGGCCUUCUGUUUUCAUAGAAUCAUAGAAUCACUAAGGUUGGAAAAGACCUAAAAGAUCACCCAGUCCAACCGUUCACCCAUUCCCAAUAGCUCCUACUAAACCAUGUCCCUCAACGCAACAUCCAGUCUUUCCUUGAACACCCCCAGGCUCGGUGAUUCCACCACCUCCCUGGGAGGUUUUAAAUAAAUAGCAGUGGAUGAUGAGCAGCAGAGAGGCUGCCAGACAAAAACGAUGCGUGCAUGAAGCAAACGUGUCACUGAAUUUCUCCACGUGGAAAAAAAUGGCACCCACUGACAUUCAUCCACACUCGCUGAACAUUUCUGGAGACCAAACAGCAGAAGAAGAUACUUGAACUUUCAGUUUCUCAAUUGCACUGACAGCAGGUGAGUAAGGUAACUUUACAUGACUUUAUUUAAUAAAACCAUAUAUUUACAGUUGAAAAAGUUCCAGUUUGAUACACAUAUCUAAACAAAACCAACAGAUAACUACAUAAAAACAAUUUAAACAUGAUGUACAAAGGAUGUAUCAACAGUUCUCUACGUGUCUAGUUUUUAAAACAUUCAAAAAUGAGCUGUUAGAAGGUACCUUUCUGAAAGAAACUGAAUUUCUGAAUGAAACAUGUUGAUGACUGAUUGCUGACGGCAGUUGCAAAACAGCUUUGCAAUAAAGUGCGGGUUGUACAAAAUUCCAAACCUGGUGGCAAUGUUCUGGUUUCUCUGGUCUGCUGUAUGUACUGAGACAGUGGCAAACCUGCGGUGUAUUGCAGCUUUUUUUUUUCCUUAAACCCGUGGAAAAAAAAAGGUCUGCUGAGAUGGGGACACUUCAAUGAGAGAACACCUCAUGCACCAUGUUACAGAUACCCUUGAGCACCUGAACAGUAACGUUAUCAGAAUUUGUUAUGCAAUCCCUGAAUUGAUUACAGAACCUUCCUUAAUAAUGAAGAGAUUUGGUACGCCGCAAGAAACUUAGGAAGCUUGGUGGCAAGUUAUUCUAAACCACUACGACUCAUCUCUGUUCAUAUCAAAAUUCAAGUGUUAUCUUCAAAUCAAGUUACUGAGAAGUUGGAACAAUUGCAUCUUUAGGCAGGUCAUUGUUUUUCCAAAUGCAUUUUGUUUGAAAAUAAACUGUGCAAAGCUCCUCCUUAUUGCAUUGCUUUUCUUCAUUAAAGAACAUACCUUAUAUACACAAAGAAAUCAUCUAGAAAAUAUAUACAUCUCCUAAGAACAGAAAGAUUGAAUCACAGACCAAAAUAAUUACAUUUGCAAGUUACAAACAGUGCACAAGUGUUGCAGCAGGCCUUUUCUCACAACUAUGCCUAUUUUCACUGUUACAUUCAACAUGUUUUUGAGAAGAAAACAGGCUGCAGAUGGCUGAGACAAACACCCAGUGGCUCAAGAACGCAUUCCAACCAGACAGGUGAGCCACACUGACAACUUGCUUUGAACAGAAAUAUGCACCCAGUUACAACGCAGACUAAACUCACAAAGCCAGCUAUGGUACCACCCACAAAGUAUAGCAGGGAGAGUUGUCUGUGUGUUUAAUAAAUCAUUUAAAAGCUUAGUGCAAAUGUUGCAGAUGUUAGGCCUCUCAUGCCCGUCAUGAAAAGGCAGAUUUGCUAUUGUACUAGAAAAAGUACUUACUGACCUUCCAGCUUUCUAUUGCACUUCAAAGCAACGUGGCAUACAAGUACCAGUCUAUACAGAUACACAACUCCUGGGAGAAUUAGUAUGUUCUCAAUGUCAGCAUCCCGAUGUCUGUUUUCAGUAAGCAAUGACCUAAAGAAGUCUUCUGGAGAAAUUCAGGUGGGCAACCAAAAAAACCACAUCUAUUAUGCCAGGUACACAAAGUGGACAGGAAAAAAGGCCAAUGAGGUAACAGACUUCUAAGCUGCAUCUGCAUUACAUAUAUUCCAAAGUGAUUAUGAGUCUCAAAAGACUUACCAAGAAAUCUUCCUUUCCCUCUUUUUAAAAUUACAGUCAAAGUAUCACUUGUAGAAACAGUGUCUGUAAUAAAUUGAUUGUGUCCCACAGCCCUUACACUGUAUGCUGAGUUGAGCAGUGUGCAACUAUUAUUAUCUUUUUUUUUUU